Saprolegnia diclina VS20 is the source of this 1675-nucleotide messenger RNA. RefSeq lists its product as hypothetical. The transcript has 5 exons. The coding region runs from base 12 to 1568 and encodes 518 amino acids. The record is from RefSeq and is a predicted model, not a curated record. NCBI's taxonomy places the organism in Eukaryota, Oomycota, Saprolegniomycetes, Saprolegniales, Saprolegniaceae.
GUUGAGCGACCAUGCCUGCGUACGACGCGCUCUCGCAGCGCGCGCAGCACCGCCAGCUCGUCGAAGACAUUGGGCGCGACGCGGUGCAAAACUCGGAUCUCUGGGUCGACGAGGCCCGCGACGAUCGGUCGGGGUGGAAGCUCACGGUCAACAAGCGCAACAUGCAAGUGUUUCGCGCACGCCUUGGUGCUGGGAAGGCCAACCCGUCGCUCUACACGUUCUUGAGUGUCGGGUACCUCGCGACGACGUUCGACGAGCUGCGCAUGGCGCUCAACGCCCCCACGACGCUCGACGACCAGAUCAUGCAGUCGUACUUGCUCGAGAAGGACUAUGUCACGUCGCACGUGGUGCAAAACUACUCUGGCGGCAGCCACAGCGGCGACGACUGUCUCCCCUCGGACACUGACGUCGAGUUCUUUGGCGUCAAGUACCUCAAGUUUACGCUUCCCGGCACCAAGCUCGGCGUGCACGCACGCGACACGCUGUACCUCGAGUAUCUCACGGUGCUGCCGGACAACCAUGGCAUUGACACGCUCUGCAAGGUAGUCUACUCGAUCGACAACUACCUCCCGAGCGCCGACACCGACGUCUACCGCGCGACGAUCAUGGACACGAUGCUCUUUCGUCCGGCGCAGAAUGGCAAGAUCCACGUGGUUGUGAAAUCGUACCACGACAUGAAGGGCACGGUGCCCAAGUACCUCGGCGACCAGUCGUCGCUCUGCUUUUGGCGCAUCCACCGAAAAGUGGCGUCGCUUGCGCACAUCCGCAGCCUCCUCUCGGCCACACAGCUGCGGCCGUCGGCGUCGCUCGCGCAGUCGCACCCGAUCACGCGGGCGUCCUACAAGCGCAUCGUCGAGCACACGAAAAAGACAUGCGUCGUCUGCGUCAAGAAGUUCUCACUCUUUAGCACCAAGCUCUCGUGUCGGCUCUGUGGCCUCACCAUGUGCACCAAGUGCUAUCUUCGUAUUACGUAUGCCGUCCAAGACGCGCCGACCACGAGCGCUACGAUGCACAAGACGACCAUGACAACGUACGUGGAUGACUUUUGCCUUACGUGCGUGCGGUCGCGCGCGCCGUCGACCGACGAUCCGAAUCAAAUUGCAAGCACGGCCGCGACAACGCCUGUUGAUGUGCCGUCGUGGCAGUUCAAUGAGACGGCGCCGUCGACGCAUUCGAGCUUCUCCAAGUCCAAUCGACCGAGCGAAACGUACUUUGGGAUGAACGUCCACCAUACCUCGGUGCGGCGGUCGAGCACCGCGGCGGCCAAGGACGAACGCGACUACCGCCUCUCCAAGGAGGAACAGCCGCCGCUCGUGCUACUGACGCCAAGCCAAAUGUCGGCGCUCGAGGCCGAGACGCCAACAAAAGAAGCGCCCGAUGUGUUUGAAGAGAUGCGCAAGUCGAUCGCGAUCCAAGAAAACAUCAUUUCGGCCAUGCGCGCGAGCUGGCAUGGCUCAACCGACGCCGAAAACUACAUGCCGCGCCGCAUGUCGCGCAUGGAGCGGGAGCGCAUGAGCGAGGACCGCUUCGCACGGGACUGCGACCGCUUCGAGGAGCUCGACGCCUAAAUCAACGACGACGUAGAACUAGGGGACAGUCCCCAUUGACUUAUUAUUAUUACGACGCCGUACUAUCUCCUAUUGCGGCGACUGGUGCGUCCUUGCCUCGACAGAGA